Uloborus diversus is the source of this 1008-nucleotide messenger RNA. Its product is annotated as zinc finger protein Gfi-1b-like. The transcript is spliced from 5 exons. Gene Ontology annotation, cellular component: nucleus. Gene Ontology annotation, biological process: regulation of transcription by RNA polymerase II. Lineage: Eukaryota; Metazoa; Arthropoda; Arachnida; Araneae; Uloboridae. Bases 1 to 1008 code for a protein of 335 amino acids. Gene Ontology annotation, molecular function: RNA polymerase II cis-regulatory region sequence-specific DNA binding; DNA-binding transcription factor activity, RNA polymerase II-specific. The record is from RefSeq and is a predicted model, not a curated record.
AUGGAUGGCAAAUCCGAUUGCUUGCCCUCUUCCAACGAUCCAGAUGGGCCGCGUCAGCCCCCGCCCGCCCUGCCGAAGGACCUGGGCCUUCCUACGCCCCCCGCCCUGUCGGGGGCGGACUUCCGGUCCCUCGGGCUGGGGCUGUGGCCGGGAGACCUGAGGGCGCACCCCUUUUUCUUCCCCUCCGCCACCGCCGCCUCGCUGCUGCAUUCGCCUACUAGCCCCACAUCACUCAUGCACAGGUCCAAUUCUUCCCCUUCCGGUGGCAACGGAGGUGUACUUCCUGCUCACUACACGAGUGACCUCUUCCGGCCUUUUCCUUGCGUUUCAUUUCCACUACUGGGUUUGGGCUCUACGUACCCAGAUUCACUCAAGCAGCUCCACUCGCACCACCACCACCUCCACAACCACUUUAAAGACGCAGGCCUUCUCCUGGGCAGCCCUCCCGGCGUCAAGUCCCAGCCGGGCGUGCGUCACUCGGACGUGUACUCGUGCGUCAAGUGCGACAAGAUGUUCAGCACUCCGCACGGACUCGAAGUGCACUCGCGGCGCUCCCACAGCGGUCGUAGGCCCUUCGCCUGCGAGCUGUGCAGCAAGACCUUCGGGCACGAGGUCAGCCUCAGUCAGCAUCGCGCGGUGCACACCGCAGAAAGAAGCUUCCAGUGCAAGCAGUGCGGCAAGACCUUCAAGAGGAGCUCCACCCUCUCCACCCACCUGUUGAUCCAUUCCGAUACUAGGCCCUACCCCUGCCAGUACUGUGGGAAGCGGUUCCAUCAGAAGUCGGACAUGAAGAAGCACACCUACAUACACACAGGAGAAAAGCCACACAAGUGUACAGUGUGCGGCAAGGCCUUUAGCCAGUCUUCAAAUCUCAUCACCCACAGCCGCAAACAUACAGGAUUCAAGCCAUUUGCUUGUGACAUUUGCGGAAGAGCAUUCCAAAGGAAGGUUGACUUGCGAAGGCACAAAGAAACUCAGCAUUCGGACCUCAGAACUGGUCUUCACUGA